AUAUUGAGAUUAUGGCCAUAAUUAAAAGCAAUGGUUCUGCUUGAAGCUCUCCACUCUCCAGACUGUUUAGUGAGUACAAAAGAGAGGAUUUUGAGAGAAGAUGCUGCAACUAUGAACAUAGACAUAAGUAGGCCCCAAUGACCAACAAAUGGGACCUUUUUCUUCACAGGAAAAAGGCCACACAAGGCAUGGGAUCAAUUCAAAAUUCAAGAAAACACCAAAAAGCAAACAAACCCCAUCUCUCUCACUCCCACACCCAAACAAAACAAAAACAAAAGAAAAUGAAGUGAGAGUCCCCCAAAUUGGAAAAACAAAAAAUAAACAAAACAAAAAAUAUGAUGAAGAGCCUUCAAUUACACUCCACUCACAAUACCAUCUUUGCUCUCAGGGCUGUUCACAAGAGAAAUACCAACCAGGCUCAACCUUUGAGGGAAACCUCAACUCUUUUCUCUCAUCAGUUGUUAGCUCAUCCUCUCAAGUCUCUUAUAACGGCUUUGCAGUUGGCAAUGGAAGCUCAACACCACAGGAAGGUACCAUUUACGGUUUAUUCCAGUGCAGGGGUGAUUUGAGAACUAUUGAUUGCUCUAAGUGCAUCGAAAGCGCGGUGAACCAAAUAAGUUUGGUUUGUCCCUACUCUUAUGGAGCUUCUUUACAGCUUGAAGGUUGCUAUGUAAGAUAUGAGCAUAUGGAUUUUUUGGGGAAAAUUGAUACGAGUCUAAGAUACAAGAAGUGCAGUAAAAGUGUGAGCAAUGAUGUUGAGUUCUUUAGGCGUAGAGAUGAUGUUCUUGCUGAUAUGGAAUCGGCUACUGGUUUUAGAGUUGGUAGUUCUGGUUUAGUUGGAGGUUUUGCACAGUGUUUAGGUGACCUGAGCCCCACGGAUUGCACUUCUUGCCUUGCUGACGCGGUGGGAAAGUUGAAGAGUCUAUGUGGUUCUGCAGCAGCAGCUGAUGUGUUCUUGGCACAGUGUUAUGCUCAGUAUUGGGCAUCUGGUUACUAUGAUUUAUCUUCAGAUUCCUCUAGCGAAGACCAAGCGGGAAAAACAGUAGCAAUUAUUGUUGGUGUACUAGCAGGGCUUGCUGUUAUGAUCGUUCUUCUCUCCUUCUGUCGAAAAGCAAUGGGUUAAGGAGACAGAGAAGUGGGGUCUGAGCUUAUUUCUUUCAAAACAUGGAGGGUAAUCAUUGUGAAAGAUUAUGUGUGUCCCAGUUUAAUAUUUGUUGUGACGGCUUUCUUUCUUCUACCAAUUUUCUACUUUUUUUAAUAUAUGUGUUUCCACCCCCCCCCCCCCCACACAAAAGAAUGUGAGUGUUAUCCUUUGGUAUAAAGUAGAACUCUAAAAUCUCACUCAACUUGAAAAGGAUUGCUGAUUCUCUUCUCUUCAUGCUAUCCAACAAAAACCCAUUACUCGUUUUUCUCAAUAGUUUAUUUUCAGACUGCUA
Messenger RNA from Ziziphus jujuba (common jujube), 1436 nucleotides. RefSeq names its product plasmodesmata-located protein 8. NCBI's taxonomy places the organism in Eukaryota, Viridiplantae, Streptophyta, Magnoliopsida, Rosales, Rhamnaceae. The record is from RefSeq and is a predicted model, not a curated record. Bases 149 to 1123 code for a protein of 324 amino acids. The transcript is spliced from 4 exons. Gene Ontology annotation, cellular component: plasmodesma.